Molecule: messenger RNA, 968 nt
Organism: Polyodon spathula (Mississippi paddlefish)
Lineage: Eukaryota; Metazoa; Chordata; Actinopteri; Acipenseriformes; Polyodontidae
Product: CD99 antigen-like protein 2
Exons: 12
Coding region: 186-968 (260 amino acids)
Source: RefSeq, a predicted model, not a curated record
UGAUUCUGACGCUACACCGGCCAGUGUGAGGUAUUUUCCUCUGCAACCUUGCAUAGCAGUGUUGCUGUCGGGUCGAUAAGAGAUGUUCAAAUCUUUUACAUGAAAAAUACAUUACACAAACACUCACUUCAGCUUUAAAAUACACAGUGACUUGAUUUUCACGCGAAUUCAACGCGGUUUCGGUCAUGCCUCGUCAUUCUGCUUGGCUCUUGGUAGCUGCCCUUUCUCUGCUUGCUUUGAAAGGGUUAGCCUUUGAUGGUGAUUUUAACCUUGAAGAUGCCCUCGUUGAUACACCUACAAAACCACCUGCUCCAAAACCUAAACCAGCCGGGGGCCCUUCAGCUGGAUCUUCAGAUUUAGAUCUGUCCGACUUCUUUGACACACCGGGAGACAGGAAGACUACCACGAAAGCACCCAGACUGACCAUCACAAGGGCACCAAAGAGGAAACCACAGCCAAAACCACAGCCAGCGAACCCUAAUGAGUUUGACCUGGCAGACGCUCUGGAUGACAAAAACGACCGCAAAAAAGAUAACAAUGGAGAUAAAGGCACGGGUUCAAGAGACGACAACAAUCCCUCUGGAGGUGGAAAGAGUGGCGGUGGAGCCAUCUCAGACAAGGAUCUGGAAGACAUUCUAAAUGAUGGUUAUUCUCCGGAUAGGAAGAAAGGUGGUGGUGGUGGCGGUGGUAAUGUACCAUCAGAUGAUCCAGGAUAUGGAGAUAGCACAGCUGAGACUGGCACCAUUGCAGGGAUUGCCAGUGCCAUCGGCAUGGCCCUCGUGGGCAUUGUAACCAGUUACAUCUCAUACCAGAAGAAGAAACUGUGCUUCAGCAUACAAGAGAGUCUGAACAUCUCACAGUAUGUAAAAGGAGAACAGUUAGAAGCAGUUGUUGCUGAGGAACCCCAAGCUCAGCAAACCCUCCUGCAGUCCCCGGCCACAGAUCCUACUUCACAAGUGAAGAGCUGA